UUUAAGGAUUUGCCAUACGAAGUUCUGAUAAACAUAUUUUGCCAAGAAGGACUGUCUGGUGAUCAAAGAUGGAAAUAUGUUAAUAAGCAAUGUUUAGACAUGUACCGCAUCAUAUACCUCAAAAGUACUACCACCAAAUUCGGCCGAAAUGAUUUGAUGUUAGAUACAAUACUUCAUUCUCCAUUUCAGCCAGGUCUAUGGAUAAAGACAGUGAUUCUAGACACAACUGAUUUUACUGUAAACAAUGAUAGUAUUCGCACAUUAAGAGAAAUCUUCCAAAAGUUUAUUUCAAGGUGUCCUCAUGUUACUUGGGUUUGUCUGCACGCGCAUCACUUUCGGGUGUGGUCAUGUUUUACAAAGGUACUAUUACUCAACAAUACCUGGGGUAAACUAGAACACUUCGAAGCGCCAUAUAGUUCAAAUAGGCUAGAAUAUGGAUGUUAUCUAAAAUGUGCUUUCCAUUUAAGAGAAACACUUUCAUCGUUCUAUCUAGCUCGAAGGGCUAUCCAGAAUAAUCGAAAAAAUAUUUUGGGAUUACAAGGCUUCAAUUCAUUGGAAACGUUAGUUAUUGAUCAAGAAGUAGUAGAUGACAAACGUGACCGUAAAAUUAUUUCCGGAACCUUAUCCCCCAACUUUUCAAGAUUGGAUAUCAGGAUGACUAGAAUGAGAGAUAAACCAUUAUUCCAAAAAACCAAUGUCUUUGAGGAUGGCGCAUUUUCUGCUGUAGAAGAAUUAAUUAUCGAAGGGUUUGAAGCAUACUGUGAUCAUGUGGUUCUAAGAUUAAUCAAGGAGUUCCCUGGGGUUCGGCAGCUUAAUUUAUACAACACGGAUUUACGAUUACGAGAAUAUCAUCUUAGCAAGCCUGUUAUGAAAAUGUUUUUAGAAUAUAUUCAUCGUGUAUCAUUUGCCCACGUUGAAUUUUAUAGUUCUGAUAAUAUUGCUUCAAUUCUUCAAAGCUAUUACGAAUAUCACAAUGAGUCUAAAUUGCAAAAUAAGAUGGGUGCUAUCGACAGUGCAGCUUACCUAAAUGUUAAAUACGACGCUACGAACACGGUGGCAAUUCAAAUUCGAAAUGGCCAAUCAAACUUAAUGGUUAGGCUCACAACUGAUCACAAUUAUACAUGGAACCUACAUAAUUCAAUCAUAGAAGAAAUAUGCAUUGUAAAGGCAGGAACGUGGUCUUCGUUUGACAUGCAAAAUAUAAUAGCUAACAACCGAAGCCUGUGUUACUUAACUAUACAAGACACAUUAAUUGAUAUUCAUGAAUCUGGUUUGGCCAAUAGGCAAUCUAAAAUCGUAUAUUUGGAGCUGGAAAAUGUCACUUUUAGACCUGGAGCUUUAGCUACCGUAUCCUUUGACUUGCCGCAUUUGGAACAUCUCUACUUGUACUAUAGUAGUUUUAACAAGCAAACAAAUCCACAAGUUUUACUGUUCGACUUUCCCAAUACCACUGUUGAUUCUUUCGAAUUCGAAAUUAAUUGGACUUGGAAUAACUCAUUUAUAGAUUUCUCACUUCAUAUAUCCAUUGGCGAUUACCCAUUUACCAGAUAUGUGAGCUGUGUUGAACAAGAAUUGAUGUCUGAGAUUAGUGGUAGAACAUUUAUAUCAAUAUCAAACUCAGGGAUAAUGGUCUUAUAUGUUUAUCUCAAGUCUGCCAAACAGUUUGUAAUAUCUGCCCCACGAAACCGCCGAUUGAUAGUUUCCUUCGAUUAGAUUCAAUUUGUAACACUCAUCAGCAGUAUGUUUCCUCCUAUUCUUAGGCUUGGUUUUAAUAAAUAAAAUACUUUAUACGAAUGCUAUCUUAUCAACAA
This is a messenger RNA of Mucor mucedo, 1811 nucleotides long. RefSeq lists its product as uncharacterized. The transcript has a single exon. Bases 100 to 1713 code for a protein of 537 amino acids. The record is from RefSeq and is a predicted model, not a curated record. NCBI's taxonomy places the organism in Eukaryota, Fungi, Mucoromycota, Mucoromycetes, Mucorales, Mucoraceae.